This is a messenger RNA of Xiphias gladius (swordfish), 4998 nucleotides long. It is a transcript of the gene tdrd7a, whose product is annotated as tudor domain containing 7 a. Bases 463 to 4170 code for a protein of 1235 amino acids. Gene Ontology annotation, biological process: spermatogenesis. NCBI's taxonomy places the organism in Eukaryota, Metazoa, Chordata, Actinopteri, Istiophoriformes, Xiphiidae. The transcript is spliced from 24 exons. The record is from RefSeq and is a predicted model, not a curated record.
CGUGCUAGUGAUUUUGAAUGCGGCAACAGAAGAUUCGGGACAGUUUGGCGAAGUAGUUGAAGUUGAAGGUAAUUUAAACAUGGGAAUACCUCGAUAGGUAGAACAAAAUCGAGAUAAUGUAAGUUGCUCAUUGCGACUAAUUCAGGCUACUGUGUACAAGGUCAACUGUGGGUCGAAAAUAACAAACUUUAUUCAACCGCUAGCAGCAAACGAACUACCUUGCGCUAUUAGCCGUUAGCCAACGCCCAAAUUGUUCAUUAGUCAACCAGCCAACGGACAAGUUAGCGGUUAGACGACCUUUGCCGAACAAGUCCCGUUGUCUCCGACAGUGGACCUUUUGAGAGACCGCACAGCUGUCCGUGGACGUCGUGACGGGCACAGAUCUGGUUUGCUCCACCGGGAACAUGGCGUUUUGAGGGACUUAAAUCAGACAUUUUUCCCUAUCAGUGUGUAUUAACUAGGAUGUCGGACAGUGAGUCUAUAAAGAAAAUGCUGCGGUCUGUACUUCAGUCCAGCAAGGCCGGCGUAUCUGUUACCAGCCUCCAGUCAGAGUACCGGUCACUGUGCGGAGAGAGCAUCCCGCUGAAGAGGCUGGGCUACUCAAAACUGGAGGACUACCUUAGAAGUGUCCCCUCUGUGGUCCGGCUGGAGCACCGCAUGGGUGAGUUGAAAUGCUUUGCCGCAGUGUGCCAAGAGACGGCCCAUAUUGCUGAGCUGGUGGCCAAGCAGAAGAGCUCCAAGAAAGCUGGUUGUUCCCAAGUCGUCAACUGCAGGAUGAGAUUCAAACCUUCCAACCCCUACAUGCUCAAUGUGAGGCCAAGGUCCUCUCUCCGCCAGCCCUCAGCAGGUGGUGCCUCUAACUGGUCAGCAAACCGUUCUCGGCCCCAUGGUGGCUACAGGGGCUUCAGUGCGUCAGGAGACUACAGGCAGUUGGACCAAAGGUUAAGCCCCAUCACACCUGUUGAACACAGACAACCGGCUCCUCAACCAGCUCUGAAACAAUGUGUCAUGCCUGACAGGAAAGAGAAGAGCUUGGCAAACUGGCAGAAGCCUAGAGAGGAGCCUCCUGAACAAGCCUCCAGACCAGACCAAUCCCAGUCUAGUCUGUAUGAUGUGGAGCUGGUGCAGAGCAGAAUAAUUCGACUUCUGGAGAAGUACAGCAGUGGACUGUGGAUGUCGAAAAUAUCAGAGGUCUACAGUGAAAUGUUCGGUCAGACGGUCCACCCUCAGGUGCUCAUAGACCUGGAAAAGUGGACAUACAUCUGUAUGGUGGAGCAACCUUCCUGCACUAACCGAGCUGACCAGCUGGUCUACCCUGCUUUUCUUCCCAAGUCCGCUAUUGUCCCUAGAAGUAGCACCAACAACUCCACUUCAGCAUCACCCACCAAGUCAAGUGCUAUAACCACCCCCAUUUCUUCACGUCCCUCAACGCCUGAAGAACUCUUUACCCAUGCCGACUCUUCCCCUGUUCCUAAACCCAGAGUUUCCCCCAAAAACCCCUUGGCUAAACCCACUUUCAUUUUUCCUCCACAACCUGUCACUGCCUCUUCAGGGAGGAUGUUGUCCUCAAUCACGUUGCGUAGCCCUGUCCACAACAUAGGUCCUGCUUCCCAACUGCCCCCAUACUCCAAUCUUGCAGUUAAUGCCAAUAGUGCAUGUAAAGAUAAUCAUAACUUGACUACAACUACAAACAACCGAAACACUCAGCUCUUAGCCCCUACAUGGACUUGUGCUGACUCAACCAAUGCUUCUGCAGUGGCUUCCUCUCUCCAUCCUGGGCCUGACAUUUUACCCCUUUUGAAGGUCACCUUUUCCCCUACCUCUGAUUCUGCCCCUUUCUCCAAAUCUUCUGCUUUUGUUGUGUCAGCUGAGGUGCGUCAGAGAAUAAAGGAGCUUCUGUCAAAGUACAGCAACGGUUUGUGGGCCCAUGCUUUGCCUAAACUGUUCAUGGACACAUACAAGACGCCAUUCCCUGAACAUGUCCUGGAUAACUUGUCUCUUUUGAUGGAUGUAUGCUCUGUGGAGUACCCCAUGCCACAUGACAAGAAGAAGGCCAUCCUGUAUAAAUCCAGCAGAGCAGACACAGAAGCCACAGACAGCCAAGAAAGCCAGCAGUGCACAAGUCAUCCCCUCCCCUCUGGUCUUGAGGUCCUGGGCCCUGCGAUUCCUCCCUGUUUGGUUCUACCCUCAGAGCAGUAUCCUUCUGUGCUGAUUACUGAUGCUAAGAACAGUAAUGCUGUUACUAUAAGGUAUGUAGGGGAGAACUACUCCAAUGCCCAGGAGGCCAUGGAGGAUGCAAUGCGCUCCUUCUACAGCCCAUGCUAUUCCCACCGUCUUCUGUCUAACCCUGUUGUUGGUCAGCUGGUAGCAGUCAGAGGAGAGGAUGGAGACGAGCUGGCCAGAGCUCAGGUCAUGGAGGUUAUGGCCCCUAACAAGGUCAAGGUAUACUACGUUGACUAUGGCUUUUCUGUGGAGACAAGUGGGAGUAAUAUGCUGGAGCUGCAUCAGGAUUUCCUCUGUCUGCCCUUCCAGGCUACUAAUGUUAGACUCGCAGGUUUAGAGACCUUCAGCUCCCAUCCACUUGUCCUGUCCUCCCUUGACAAGUUUGCAGUUGGAAAAAUCCUACUGAUGGAGACAUUAGAGCCAUGUAAACAGAAUGAGAUGCCUGUGGCAGUGCUGUACGACACUUCACAGGAUGAUGACAUUAACGUUAACUCCACCUGUCUCAAGACUCUGCAGGACAAGACCAUGAACAAUCCUCUAGCUGUAAAUGUUACAUAUCAGGACGUGUGUGUCACAAAUGUGUGUGCAGAUGGCAUCAUCUACUGCCAGCUGCCCUCCAGAGGAACAGCCAGACUCAGAAGGUUACUGGGAAAAGCAGAGGCCUUCUUCAUCUCCCAGAUGACAUCUGAGUCCCUGGUGUGCAGACCCUUCAAUGGCAAGUUGUGUCUGUCCCGCUACAAAGGAAAGUUGUCCAGAGUGGAGGUCACCAACAUGUACAGCAACAGAGUGAUGGAGAUCCUCUUCAUUGAUUUGGGUAUCCAAGCAACUGUAGAGGUGACUGAUCUCCGAGAGAUUCCCCCUGUUUUCUGCAAAGAUUUCACCAUCAUCCCACCACAGGCGAUCAAAUGUUGUCUGGCUGACCUCAAAGUUAUAGAGGGAGACUGGAGCCCAGAGGCUGUUCUGUGGGUGAAGGAGGCUGUCCUCGGAUCUGAUGACUGUAAAAUAAAGAUCUUGAGAUUAGGCCAGCACAAAGGGGACCAGCUGGUCUAUAUGUACCUCUUCCUCGGUACUGACAGCCAGAGACUGGACAACAGCAUCAACCAUCAGCUGGCUGAAUCAGAGUUGUGGCAGAAACUAACGACACAGAACAACAACACAAAAACCAGCAGUAAGACUAGCCUGGAUACAGGUCUCAGUGCUCUAUGGGAGAAGUUGACUCUGAAUAGCUCAGUCCCGAACCCUGUUGUUAAGGUCUCAACCCAGCCUUGUCAUGGAGCAGAGGACUCAUCUCUCCUAGAUAUGACCACCAAAACUUCGAGGCAGCCACUUCCAAUGCCUCCCCCACUGCAGCUUCCCCAGCCUGGUCAGAACAUGGAUGUUUUUGUGCCAGUGGCCUUCCACCCUGGUUACUUUGUGCUGCAGCCAUGGCAGGACCUGCAUAAGCUGGUGGUGUUGAUGGGGGAGAUGAUCCUCUAUUAUAACCAGACGUGGACAACCAACAGAACCCCACACAUCCAGAAAGGAGACGUCUGUGCUGCAAGAAUAGACAAGAAUUGGCACCGCAUUCAGGUGAAGGGGGUUCUAGCCAAUGGGUUGGUGUCUGUCUACGAGCUGGACCACGGCAAACAUGAGCUGGUCCGCAGUAAUCUUAUCAAGCCCCUGUUAGAGGAAUUCAGACAGCUGCCCUUCCAGGCUAUCACUGCACAACUUGCAGGUGUGACACAGCACCAGUGGUCAGAGGAGAGCUCCAUGUUAUUCAGAAACCACGUGGAGAAGCGAGCACUGGUAGCUCAGGUGGAGAGUGUGCAGCAGGCGUCUGAGGUUAAAGGUGAGCUGUGGGAGUGCCGGUUGACAGUUUACCUUGUGGACACCUCAUUGGAGGACAGGGACCUUUGGAUUCACAGCAUCAUGGCCAACAUUGGCGGUGAACUGUCUUCUGCUGCCUAGGAUGUCUCCUCAAGCACAGUGGGAAAUAAUCAGUAAGCAGACUCUGACUGUAAAUGUAUAAAUGUAUUUUUGAACCAGCCACUGUUUUUGAUGUUUAUUUUCAUUUUCUAAAAACUGUGAAAAUGCUCUGUGAACUCGAGAAGCCAAGUGUUUUUACCAUUUUCACCAUUCUGGAUCUUUCUCCCAUCACAGACUUUAAAGAAGUCUUCCUAAUUUUUGGGGUCGUAGCCAAGGGUUUUGUGAACAUGAGACUUAGGGUAUUGUUAUAUUGAGUAAUUUUCCUGAAUUUAAGGACCGACAAACUGUUGCAUUUGUCUCAGAGGAGUGCAGUAUUGAAUACAGUUAAAUUAAACAUUUAGGAGGAAAAAGAUGGUAAACAAUUCACUACAUCAUAUGUUACUAUUGCCAGUCUUACAAAUAAUUAUUUUGAAACAAACUCAACUCACUUUGAUUCAUCAACCUUUUUUUGUUCCUUCAAGUUAACUCACCUGUGUGUUGCAUGUUUUGUUAUGAAUCUAUUCCUUCAUUCAUUUGUUUUGGUUUAUUGUGGCUCAUUUUGCACUUCAUUUUGUGUACAUAAUAAUAAUAAUAAUUUUGUUAUUACAGUAAUCCAAUUUAAAUGACUUCACUGCAUGAAACCGUGUAGUUGUGAAAACUUGACUGAUUGAAACACCUUACUUAAUAUUAUCUUGUGUUACUUGGCUGAAAAGAAUAAGUUGUAAUAUUUCUAGUGUUGUUUGAACAUGAAAAGCUGUGCAGAUUUAUUCUAUUAAAACAUGGAGCCAAAUAAGGAUGCACUUUGAAUGAAAGCUUUAAAAAAAAAAAAAA